Molecule: messenger RNA, 2412 nt
Organism: Rubroshorea leprosula
Lineage: Eukaryota; Viridiplantae; Streptophyta; Magnoliopsida; Malvales; Dipterocarpaceae
Source: the annotation of a GenBank genome assembly
AAGGAGAAAGAGGGAAGAAAUGGGGGUGAAGAAUUUGUGGGAUAUUCUUCAACCUUGCGACAAGUCUCUGCCUCUCCACCGUCUCCAAAACAAGAGGGUGGGCAACUCGUCAUAGAUCUCUCUCGUUGGAUUGUUCAACUUCAAAAUGUUAAAAAUUCGCUCUGCGCCGUCAAGGACAAACUCUAUCUCAAGGGUCUCUUCCGGUUACCCCACGUCAAGGCCCUCAUCGCCUUGAAUUGCAGCCUUAUUUUUGUUACAGGGAGCAAUGGAUAUCUACAGAGAGAGAAUCAGUUUUGGCAACUCAAUGAGGCAUAAACAAGGCCCAAGUGCCACGCAGCAGAUUCUGAUGUAAUACAUAGGUGAGUUAGUUAUGCCAGUUUUGUUACUGCUAUCAUAUAUGUUAGCUGUUAGUAGGAGACAUCAAACAAGUGUCAUUGAUCUGAAUUUUUCAUUUACAUUUCUCUGCCAUCCUUUCCGCAUCUCUUUGUGUAUUAACGCCUUUCUAAAAGAGCUUAGGAUGAAAGUAACAUGCACGGGCAUAGAUAAUUGCACUUUAUGAGAAUCUAUAUUGAAUCUAACUGUCUGUUUGAACGCUUCAUUUGUACAUUUGUUGUAGAUUUCAACGUCUACCCUACCACAAGUUAUGGAAGCUUUUUUAGAUAGAAGUUACCGGUAUCCUCUAUAUCCAAUACAAUCCUUGAGGAAAAUGGUUUCUCUAUGCAGUAAUUAAACCUCUAAAGGGUGGUCCAGGAGAUAUUUAUGAUGAAAUAACUCUGAAUUUUCUUAUGGGGAUAUAUCUUGAAUAUUUCUUAAGGUGGUAUUAUUUCAGUUAUUAUUGGCUUUGAACUAUUCAUUUUGAAAUCCUUUAAAUGAUAAACUGUUCAAUGCUCUAUGAAACGUGAGUUGAACAGAAUUUGGUAAGUUUUUUGAAACUGGGUUUUUGAAACUGGGUCUUUCUCUGCUAAAAUUCCUCUUGUUCUUUUAGUAUAACUGCCUUAUUAACAAAGGUUCUGAAUUUCUUAUUCUUUUGUGGAAAUCGGGACCUGCAUGUUGCCAAAGCUGGAAAUGAGUUAGCCUAUGCCAAUUACGCUAGGCCUAGUCUUUAUUUCUUAUUGCCUAGAAACUAAGGCAUGCACCUUUUAACUGUUUUAUUCUUGUAGAGUUGUUGUGCAACAUCCAUUUCAGCAACUGGAACUUCAACACAUGUGCAAAACUUAUGGGGUGGCCUCCUGAGAAAACAGGUUCCUUGCUUCCUUAGAUACCAGUUAAGCACAGAAAAGUUUAAGGAAAAGAAUGUUUCAAGGUGUCAUGGGAAGAGGUAGAUGGACUUAAAAACCUCUGUAGUUCCAGCAGAUCUUGUAGAGACGUAUGCUGCAUCAUUAAAUUUGAUUAGGCUUCUUAUAUUUUAACAAAAAGUAUUUAUCUCUGGAGUUGAUAUUUUGUGAUGAUGCACUUGAGCUAUACACAUCCAGAAAACCACUAAAAAUUAAGGGUUUACUAGCUAUCUCUCCAUCUUUAUCUGAACUAGUUAGCAGCAUUUUCCUAUGAUUAAUUUAGCAGCUCAAUUUCUAUACCAUAGAUAUAAUUUGUAUUAUUUCAUUCCUGUUUAUCCAUAGUGCUUGUCCUGAAUUCACAUAAUUUGUUCAAUUUCCAUAGCCUAUGCUGAUGAGAAUGACCACAUUGGUGCUGUGUCAUAUCUUUGUAUUAUGAAUGAUAUUCAAAGAUCAAAUUCCACAGCUCUACACUAAAGUAAUUAGUGGCGACGAUGUAAAUUUCACAGAAUCACAGAGUUUGAGUAAAUACGAAUUCAGGUUAGCCAAUGUUGAGAAGAGGGUGUCCUCGAUCUGAGGCUUACAACGUAAAGGGGCAUUAGCAGCACAGUGAAUGCGUUCAGCCAUCCAUCAUCGUCAGCCAGUGAAAGCUCCUUAACCACCUUACCGUUGUCUCGUUGACAUCUCCUGAUCAGAUGGUUGUGGGGGGAGGUAGAGGUGCUAUUGAGAAUAUUAGGUAUGAAGUCCUUGGUGUCAUCAGCCUUCCCUUCUGCAAACCAUAACACGGCAUAAACGAGGUCACAAGCUGGGACCUCUAGCAACCACGUAGCUGAGUUGAAGUAUAGGAUCUCAAUGCAGAAGGUGAAGUCAGAUGUGUGGUAGCAGACCACAUUUAUGAGCUCUGAACCAUUCAAAGUUCCUCUGAGCGAGGGAUGUAUGAUGAUACGGAGUACAAAGAAAGGAAUUACCCAGUAAAGGCAAGGAAGAAGAUGAAACCUGGCCUAUUUCUGGAUUCAUAGGGUUGGAAACCUAAAGAUGUAUUGCCUUACAUUCUAUUUGGUGAGUGCUUAAUUAGUGUCUCAGCUUAAUGUAUAGGGGGAAAAGGACUUAGUGUGUGAACUCAUAAAUUAAUCUCUUGCGA